AUGGAUGUACUAGCUAACAAACUGGAUAACGCUUCUGUUUCACGCCAAAUUGGGUAUCAUCCUCGUUGUAAGAACAUCGGUUUAACGCAUCUUAGCUUCGCUGAUGAUCUCCUGAUUUUUUCAGAUGGUAAGGUGAGAUCCAUAGACGGUAUUGUCCAAGUUUUUGAUGAGUUUGCGAAGUGGUCAGGGCUCAGAAUCAGCAUGGAAAAGACGACAAUUUACUUAGCGGAGCUUACAGAUGCGGUUCAUCAAGUGAUAGCUGCUCGGUUCUCAUUGGCAGUGGGUUCUCUUCCGGUUAGAUAUCUAGAACUCCCACUUGUCACUAAGCGUCUCUCCUCUGCGGAUUACCUUCCUCUAAUUGAGCAUGUUAAGAAGAAAAUAUUAUUUGCAACUUUUGGAUGGCUGCGUAUCGCCUACCGAGAAUGCAUACGAUCAGUGGAGAAGCUUUAUUCUGCUUAUCUGUGGUCUGGUGCUGAUCUUAAUACUAAUAAAGCCAAAGUAGCGUGGGUGGACGUUUGUAAGCCGAAGUUUGAGGGAAGAUUAGGCCUGCGAGCUCUCAGAGAGGCAAACGAUGUAUGUUGUUUGAAGCUCAUCUGGCGUAUUAUAUUAUGUGGAGAUUCGUUGUGGGUCCAGUGGGUCAGACAAUCGUUGCUUAAGAAUACUUCUCUUUGGUCUGUUGAUGUCACACAAUUAGGAUCAUGGAUGUGGAGGAAAAUUAUAAAGUAUAGGGAUGCAGCAAAACUACUCUCAAAAACCACUGUCAAGGAUGGCACGCGGACAUCAUUUUGGUUUGAUAAUUGGUCAAGUAUGGUUCUCGCCAUCGCCUCUAGUCAAUGGACAGACCAAACGACGGAUUUUCUUGCGCGAUACAUUUUGCAGGCAGUUGUUUACACCCUUUGGCAGGAGCGAAAUGAUCGUCGUCGCGGCACCACUCCCACUUCCCAAGCUCAGCUUAUACAUCGGAUUAACCGUAAUGUCCACAAUCAGCUCCUUGCCAUCCAGCUCGGUGGUGAUACGCGAUAUCAGGAUGGUCUGGCACUGUGGCUCGCUUCCCGAUUUGAUCCUCACUGA
Camelina sativa (false flax) is the source of this 1071-nucleotide messenger RNA. RefSeq lists its product as uncharacterized. Lineage: Eukaryota; Viridiplantae; Streptophyta; Magnoliopsida; Brassicales; Brassicaceae. The record is from RefSeq and is a predicted model, not a curated record.